Messenger RNA from Lycium barbarum (goji berry), 1751 nucleotides. RefSeq lists its product as uncharacterized. Bases 331 to 1521 code for a protein of 396 amino acids. NCBI's taxonomy places the organism in Eukaryota, Viridiplantae, Streptophyta, Magnoliopsida, Solanales, Solanaceae. The record is from RefSeq and is a predicted model, not a curated record. The transcript has 10 exons.
AACAACUUAAGUGCAUUGUGGCCUAAAUUUUUUAUUUUUCCGCCAAAACCAAACGCGGCAAACUCUUUUUCCCUAAAAUCCUUAGCGCUCUUUUCUAGUUUUUAUUCUACCCAGGUUUUCUUUUUCUAUUGUUGAAACUGAAUCCUAAAAUCCUUAGCCUCUUUUCCAGUUUUUAUUCUACCCAAAUUUUCUUUUUUCUAUUGUUGAAACUAAAUCUUUCUCUGUUGGGUUUUGUUGCUGCUCAAAGAAAAAAGUUUUUUCCUGGAAAAGUUGUGGGUAAUUCUUAGUUGAGGCGCUACUCCGGCUGAAGCUGCUCCAGCUAAGCCUAUCAUGAUGACAAAUGUGCUUAUUUCUGAUAGUACUGGACCUACUGAUGUAAUUUCACAUCCACAAUCAGGAAAAAAGAGAAAGGGAAGGGGGAAGACAACAGGGCUUUCAAUCCAAAAGAAACGCAAAUACAGUGACAAUGGCAAGUUGGAGGUGAUUAUCCCACCGGAUCGAACAAUAGCAGUAGGUCCUGGAGCUAAUGAUUUUGUUACCGAACUUUCGGUAAAAGUUUUUCAGCAUGCUAGGCAUGAUGUCAAGAAUUGGAAGAACGUUUCUAAUCUAGCAAAAGAUAGGAUCAUUGCGCAUAUGCUGGACACGUUUCAACUUCCAGACACACAACACAUUCGGGAUACUAUCCUUGAAAGAGCUAAUCAUUUGUAUCGAUAUCGUCGUAAAAGGCUCCAUGAUCAUUUCAAGAAAUUUGCUACAGAGGAGGAAAGAUUACAGAACAAGCCAAAAGAGGUUAAUGAAGUUGAAUGGAAAUUCUUGGUAGAAUAUUUCAACUCCGAAGAUUUUAAGAGAAUGAGUGAAAGAAAUAAAACUAAUAAGGCAAAACAAGAAUUAAAUCAUAUUUGCGGCAGAAAAUCCUUCCAGGCAAUAUCUUUUGAAAAGAGAGAUAUAAAUACUGGAAAAGAGCCAAACCUUCAGAAACUUUGGGAAUUGACUCACACGAAGAACGGGCGUUGGGUUAAUGAUGCAUCGGCUGAACUGAAUGAUAAGUUGAAAGAAAUUGUUGCUGAGCAAAUUCAAGAUGUUGAAGAGGAUACUGAUGUAGAUCCUAUUAUUAAUGCUGCAUUUGUGAGAAUUAUGGGAGAAACGUCAGGGUAUUGUCGUGGUCAAGGAUCGGGAAUUAAGCGAACAGGUAAGAGAUAUAUGAAUGGAGUUCUAGAGCAAUUACAGGCACAACGAAAAGAGGUAGAAGAAGAACGUUGUAAACGAGAGAGUGUAGAAUGCAAGCUAACUGAAGUAAAAAAUCAGCUAGAAGAGGAGCGAAAAAAUCGAGAAGUCAUGGAAGCUCGUCUGGUACGUGACCAGAAAAUGUUAAAAGGAGGAAUCAUGGCACUAGUAUCUCAUCUGCAAAGUUCCAAGAAUGGACUUCCGUCUGCAAUUCUCAACAUUAUUGCUGAUUCAAGUGAUUCAGAUGCUGCAAGUCCUACAAGUCUUAUGGAUGACAUCAGUGGUGAACGUGCUUAAACCAGCAUUGAUAGCAAUAUGAUUCAUGUCAGGCACAAGCUAUCGGAGGAAUAUUUACUUUUGAAUUAGAACUUAAUGACCUUGUUUAUAUGAUGUUUUGGUUCAUUUUGUAAUUAGUAAAACAUACUUUUUUGGAAUAUUCAGUUGUUUACUCUAGUGCACUAGUUCUAUGUAUUGACCUUGCAAAUAUUCUCUCUCUCUCUCUCUCUAUAUAUAUAUAUAUAUAUAUA